Priapulus caudatus is the source of this 1373-nucleotide messenger RNA. RefSeq names its product proteasome assembly chaperone 1-like. Gene Ontology annotation, biological process: proteasome core complex assembly. The record is from RefSeq and is a predicted model, not a curated record. Gene Ontology annotation, molecular function: proteasome binding. NCBI's taxonomy places the organism in Eukaryota, Metazoa, Priapulida, Priapulimorpha, Priapulimorphida, Priapulidae. The coding region runs from base 33 to 788 and encodes 251 amino acids. Gene Ontology annotation, cellular component: endoplasmic reticulum. The transcript has 7 exons.
GGUGGCGCUGCCGUCAGUGCAUUUGCAUCAGCAUGGCGACUUUCUUUGGAGAAAUAUUACCUGUAGCUUCUCGGGCUGGAGAAGAGGAAGAAGAAGACGAUGAAGAUAUCGAAGACGAGUGGGCCCAUGAUUUCAAGUGGACAACAGAAGACUGCAAUGAUGCUACACGCUAUCAUCCUGUUCCGAGUAUACAUCCCUUCAGCCUAGUGGUAGCAGUGGGAAAUGUCGCAGCAGCAUUUGUUGAAUCAUACCUCACGAGGAGAAAAGCGCAGUCUAAUACUCCUAAACAUAAGGCUAGAGCCUGCAUGUAUACCAGCCACUCGGAUUCAUCUGAUGGCAUCGACAAACGAAUUUUUACCUCAGAUGUAGACCCACCUCCACAUGCUACAUAUUCACUAGUAGACAAGUUGGUCACGGGAAAUGACAUUCUGAUCCUCUGCUCUGGCCACAUCAGCAGUCUGCAUACUGAGGAGGCACUAGAGCCUCCUGUUCUCAGAGGACUGGCAACGACGGAAUGGACGGCUCCACUUCCAUGUCCGCACUUGGAGCAGCCGAAUAUUGUCUCUGGGUUGGCUGCUGCUGUUCUGCAGCGAUGUCAGAUCCACAAAAAACGGGCUCUUCUGCUUGUCUGCUACACUGAGAAUAUGUAUGUCGACACUUCCUCUGUGAAUGCCUAUUGGGGAGGAUUGAAGUCCACAUUGUUUCAUCAAGAAGCAAACAAAGGAGAAACAAGUCUUCAACAAGUCAUAGCUCACAUGGUGGCAGAUAAAGACAACCUCUAUGCGUGAAAAUUUUAACAUACUAUACUACAUCAUGUUACCUAUAUGCUGUGUAAUCCUGCCUAUAGACUAAUUCUAAGAAAUUUCAUUGUCACUUUUUGAAAAUCCUCUGAAAAUAUAUAUGAGGGUCUAAAUGUUAAAAGGUCUCUUUCAUCUCAUGCCACUAGCAUGUGGCCAUUCCUCCAUCGACAGCACAGGAACGAAUCUAAGUGUUUUUGCCUACCUUACACGUGGGGAGGAGAAAAACUAAAGCUUUAUGGUUUACAUAAAAGACAUGCUUAUUAGUUGAUAUGAAAUUUAUUUUAUAUCUGGCUAUAUUAUAUUAUAUAGCCAGCAUGUGAUUCUUGUCAUAUUGCUUGUUAAUCUGUUAAUUAAGGUGAAGAGUACAUAAACUGACAUCACUUGAACUUGUUCAUGAUGAUGUGUGGAAAACGUGUUUCAGAAUGGUGCAAUGGAACAUUUUCCACACUAAGUUCAUAUGUCCAUGAUAUGAUAUCAAGAGAGGAUAAUACUUUUCUGUAUAUAAAGAUUAUUCUAUUUUGAUGAUAUUUAUAUUAAAAGGUUGUUAACCAAAAUAAAAUGUCUCUCAUUCAA